Aspergillus ruber CBS 135680 is the source of this 936-nucleotide messenger RNA. Its product is annotated as enoyl-CoA hydratase/isomerase family protein. The record is from RefSeq and is a predicted model, not a curated record. Bases 1 to 936 code for a protein of 311 amino acids. The transcript has 3 exons. Lineage: Eukaryota; Fungi; Ascomycota; Eurotiomycetes; Eurotiales; Aspergillaceae.
AUGGAUGCCAAUCCACAUCCAAUCUCAAUUCCACCAUCCUACGAAAGCCUCCCUGUCACCGACAUCAAACUCAACCAUCAUCCUCCCAACUCGCCCACGGCCACCCCAAUUCUCAUCGUCACCCUGAACCGCCCUGAAAAGCACAAUGCCUACACACAAGCCAUGAGCAGGAGCUUGGAACGUGUCUUCCGGACGGUCGACAUCGACGACCGCGUCAAGGUUGUUCUCUUGACCGGCGCCGGAAAGACGUUUUGCGCUGGCGCAGACCUGGACAUUGGAUUCAGCGGUGCUAAACAGAUUGACCCAGAAGUAUACCGGGAUAGCGGCGGCCGCAUCGCCCUCGCAAUCCACCGCUGCCGCAAACCAACCAUUGCCGCAAUGCAAGGCUCAGCAGUCGGCGUUGGGAUGACAAUGACCCUCCCCGCUGCUAUUCGCAUCGCCCAUACAACAUCUAAAUACGGCUUCGUUUUCGCGCGUCGUGGAAUCACCAUGGAGUCCUGCUCGUCGUACUUCCUCCCGAGACUCAUUGGACAUGCUCGUGCUAUGUAUCUUGUUACUACAGGGGGUGUAUUCCCGCCUACGUCGUCGCAUUUUGGGCCGUUGUUUGCGGAAACGUUCGCUGAGAAAGAGGCAAUUCUGACGAGGGGGAUGGAGAUUGCGAACGAUAUUGCGGAAAGUACGAGUUCGUUGGCGGGCGCGUUGAAUCGGGGGUUGAUGUGGAGGGGGCCUGAUUCGCCCGAAGAGACGCAUUUGUUGGAGUCGAAGGUUUUAUAUCAUAUGUUUCGGGGGAGGGACCAGAAGGAGGGCGUAGGGGCGUUCCUGGAGAAGAGGAAGCCGGAGUUCAGGGAGACUCUAAAGGAGGAUGCUCCCCAGGAGUAUCCUUGGUGGUCCGAGGUUGAUAUCGAGCCGAAGACUAAAGGUGAGUCUAAGCUAUAA